AUGAAUGAUUUAAUUCGUAUUGUGGAAGCACCGCAACUUUCCAAUACAUUACGCAAGUUACACGUUGCAAUAGCUAAUGAUCGUGAUCGUAAGCAUUGUGCUAUGCCUUCAUUUAAUUCUUUGCUUCCAAUGGGUAAUUUACAUACAUUCACUUUUUUUCAAAAAUUUUAUUCACGAUUACGAAUUGAAUGGACAUAUUUCGAAAUGCUGAUGUCUUCGAAUGUAGUACCUGCUCUUCGACGUGCUAAUUUACCUAUUUUUAUUAAUAUCAACGAAAUAAAUCGUAUUAGUGCGUCAAUAUGUUUUUACUGA
Messenger RNA from Rotaria socialis, 312 nucleotides. The record is from the annotation of a GenBank genome assembly. NCBI's taxonomy places the organism in Eukaryota, Metazoa, Rotifera, Eurotatoria, Philodinida, Philodinidae.